AUGGCUGGAUUAUCAUAUUUAGAUCAACAACUUCCUCCAGGAUUUAGAUUUAAUCCAACUGAUGAGGAGUUAAUCGUCCAUUAUCUUCAAAACAAGGUGACUUCGAGGCCUAUGCCGGUCUCCCUCAUCGCAGAUAUCGAUCUCUACAAGUUCGAUCCAUGGGAUCUUCCCUCAAGAGCUUUGUUUGGAGAAAAUGAGUGGUUUUUCUUUAGUCCUAGAGAUCGAAAGUAUCCGAAUGGAGCAAGGCCAAACAGGGCGGCAGCGUCGGGAUACUGGAAGGCGACGGGGACGGACAAACCGAUACUGGCAUCGUGCGGGAACGAGAGCCUUGGGGUGAAGAAGGGGCUGGUCUUUUAUAAGGGGCGCCCGCCCAAGGGCAUCAAGACUGACUGGAUCAUGCAUGAGUACCGCCUGCCGGAUAGUUUAGAGCGUCCUGAAAGGCGCAGUGGAUCCAUGAGACUGGAUGAUUGGGUGUUGUGUAGAGUUCGACAUAAAUUCAAUGCGGCGAAGAAUAUCGCAGAUGAUCGAGAUGCCAUGAGUGCAGAUACAUUAACCGGCUUCUACGAGGUUGGUGAACAGCAAAUUUUACAGAGCAAAGGACCAGACCUGGAUGUUGCCUCCAACAUUUUUCAGAGUAGUUUCCCAGCCUUGGAAUAUAUUCUUGCAUCUGUGGACCCUUUUGAUGCCUGUUCAAACUCUAGUAUGAGCUUUCAAGGCAGUAGCACUAACUCUUUUCUUAGAGGCCCCUCUGAACCAGAAUCUCCAGACAAAAAUGUCCAUAGUCCUCAUAUCCAUAGUCCUCAUAUCCACAGUCCUCAUAUCCACAGUCCUCAAAUCCAUAGUCCUCAUAUCCACAGUCCUCAAAUUCAUAGUCCUCUUAAGAGAUGUAUUCAAAAUGAAUCUCGAGAUGGUAACGUUUAUCCGUUUUCGAAGAAGCUCAAUUUUAGUCCUGAUGCUGGUUUUGGCUUGGCUAGAAAUGAUCAACAAUUUUGUGAUCAGAGUAGCUUCCAUGACCAGAGUAUAUCCAACCCUAUACUUGAGUUCCAACAGCUAUUUGGAUCGAUGUAUACUGGGAAUAAUAUGUAA
This is a messenger RNA of Amborella trichopoda, 1086 nucleotides long. RefSeq names its product NAC domain-containing protein 67. Lineage: Eukaryota; Viridiplantae; Streptophyta; Magnoliopsida; Amborellales; Amborellaceae. The record is from RefSeq and is a predicted model, not a curated record. Gene Ontology annotation, molecular function: DNA binding. Gene Ontology annotation, biological process: regulation of DNA-templated transcription.